Oncorhynchus masou masou (cherry salmon) is the source of this 9858-nucleotide messenger RNA. RefSeq names its product apoptotic protease-activating factor 1-like. Gene Ontology annotation, biological process: apoptotic signaling pathway; regulation of apoptotic process. Gene Ontology annotation, molecular function: protein binding; ADP binding. The record is from RefSeq and is a predicted model, not a curated record. NCBI's taxonomy places the organism in Eukaryota, Metazoa, Chordata, Actinopteri, Salmoniformes, Salmonidae. The coding region runs from base 3192 to 7211 and encodes 1339 amino acids. Gene Ontology annotation, cellular component: apoptosome. The transcript is spliced from 28 exons.
AUCGAACAGCCCCCGUGAUAUGCAGCUUUUCAGGGAAGCUAGAAACCAUUAUACACAGGCAGUUAGAAAAGCCAAGGCUAGCUUUUUCAAGCAGACAUUUGCCUCCUGCAUUACUAACUCAAAAAAGUUCUGGGACACUGUAAAGUCCAUGGAGAAUUAGAACACCUCCUCCCAGCUGCCCACUGCACUGAAGACAGGAAACACUGUCACCACUGAUAAAUCCACUAUAAUUGAGAAUUUCAAUAAGCAUUUUUCUACGGCUGGCCAUGCUUUCCACUUGGCUACCCCUACCCCGGUCAACAGCACUGCACCCCCCACAGCAACUCGCCCAAGCCUUCCCCAUUUCUCUUUCUCCCAAAUCCAGUCAGCUGAUGUUCUGAAAGAGCUGCUCGACCCCUUCAAAUCAGCCGGGCUAGACAAUCUGGACCCUUUCUUUCUAAAAUUAUCUGCUGAAAUUGUUGCCACCCCUAUUACUAGCCUGUUCAACCUCUCUUUCGUGUCGUCUGAGAUUCCCAAAGAUUGGAAAGCAGCUGCGGUCAUCCCCCUCUUCAAAGGGACACACACUCUUGACCCAAACUGCUACAGAGCUAUAUCUAUCCUUCCCUGCCUUUCUAAGGUCUUCGAAAGCCAAGUCAACAAACAGAUUACCGACCAUUUCGAAUCUCACCAUAUCCUCUCUGCUAUGCAAUCUGGUUUCAGAGCUGGUCAUGGGUGCACCUCAGCCACGCUCAAGGCCCUAAACGAUAUCUUAACCACCAUCAAUCAGAAACAUUACUGUGCAGCCGUAUUCAUUGAUCUGGCCAAGGCUUUCGACUCUGUCAAUCACCACAUCCUCAUCGGCAGACUCGACAGCCUUGGUUUCUCAAAUGAUUGCCUCGCAUGGUUCACCAACUACUUCUCUGAUAGAGUUCAGUGUGUCAAAUCGGAGGGUCUGUUGUCCGGACCUCUGGCAGUCUCUAUGGGGGUGCCACAGGGUUCAAUUCUUGGACCGACUCUCUUCUCUGUUUACAUCAAUGAUGUCGCUCUUGCUGCUGUUGAGUCUCUGAUCCACCUCUACGCAGACGACACCAUUCUGUAUACUUCUGGCCCUUCUUUGGACACUGUGUUAACAACUCUCCAGGCAUGCUUCAAUGCCAUACAACUCUCCUUCCGUGGCCUCCAAUUGCUCUUAAAUACAAGUUAAACUUAAUGCAUGCUCUUCAACUGAUUGCUGCCUGCAUCUGCCCGCCUGUCCAACAUCACUACUCUGGACGGCUCUGACUUAGAAUACAUGGACAACUACAAAUACCUAGGUGUCUGGUUAGACUGUAAACUCUCCUACCAGACCCACAUAAAACAUCUCAAAUCCAAAGUUAAAUCUAGAAUUGGCUUCCUAUUUCGCAACAAAGCAUCCUUCACUCAUGCUGCCAAACGUACCCUUGUAAAACAGACCAUCCUACCAAUCCUCGACUUUGGCGAUGUCAUUUACAAAAUAGCCUCCAAUACCCUACUCAACAAAUUGGAUGCAGUCUAUCACAGUGCCAUCCGUUUUGUCACCAAAGCCCCAUAUACUACCCACCAUUGCGACCUGUACGCUCUUGUUGGCUGGCCCUCGCUUCAUACUCGUCGCCAAACCCACUGGCUCCAUGUCAUCUACAAGACCCUGCUAGGUAAAGUCCCCCCUUAUCUCAGCUCGCUGGUCACCAUAGCAUUACCCACCUGUAGCACGCGCUCCAGCAGGUAUAUCUCUUCUGGUCACCCCCAAAACCAAUUCUUUCUUUGGCCGCCUCUCCUUCCAGUUCUCUGCUGCCAAUGCCUGGAACGAACUACAAAAAUCUCUGAAGCUGGAAACACUUAUCUCCCUCACUAGCUUUAAGCACCAGCUGUAAGAGCAGCUCACAGAUUACUGCACCUGUACAUAGCCCACCUAUAAUUUAGCCCAAACAACUACCUCUUUCCCUACUGUAUUUAUUUUAUUUUAUUUAUUUAUUUUGCUCCUUUGCACUCCAUUAUUUGUAUUUCUACUUUGCACAUUUCUUCCACUGCAAAUCUACCAUUCCAGUGUUUUACUUGCUAUAUUGUAUUUACUUUGCCACCACAGCCUUUUUUUGCCUUUACCUCCAUUAUCUUACCUCAUUUGCUCACAUCGUAUAUAGACUUGUUUAUACUGUAUUAUUGACUGUAUGUUUGUUUUACUCCAUGUGUAACUCUGUGUCGUUGUAUGUGUCAAACUGCUUUGCUUUAUCUUGGCCAGGUCGCACUUGUAAAUGAGAACUUGUUCUCAACUUGCCUACCUGGUUAAAUAAAGGUGAAUACAAUUUAAAAAACCAACCUUCAGCUGUACCCGGGCACCCACCCCACCUCCCGACCCACAGCCAGAGACCCCACCCUCACACACACAGCCACUCCAACCCAACCCAGCCGAGCUCAGUGUAUCCGGUAUAAGUUUGAACUUUGUGUGCAAAUGAAUAAAAUGCUUGGAUAAUUGUUUGUAUACACUGCUGAGAAGGAAAUAUUAUAUUUGAUCAUUUGUAUGUAUUCAUAUUAUGUAUAAUCCAUUAUCAUUAUCACUUGUCAAGUAAAUCUAUGAACGUGAUUGGAUAGUAUAUAUGCACUACUCCUAGGUUCAUCUGACAUUGUCAACAUUUGAUAUGGUGAAUAUUUUGUCAUUAAUCAUUUACAUUAUUUUGUUCUGAGUGUGGCAGAAACAUGCAACUCGAAGUGCCAUGACAAAAGGAACGCUGUUUGCACUAUGAGUCUAUUUCGGGCCACUUUUAAGUGUCUUAUCAGUAUUGCCAAGUGCAAUACCAAAGAUACUGAGCAAGCACUGCAGGCCUACAAGUUUACAAUGAACAACAAGCUGUCACGUAUCACCAAGACAGCCUGCUCCCAUCUGCCUAGUUACAGUCAAGCAUGCAUUAUCUCACCCUCUCACGUGUGCGCGAAACGCCACCGCAUUGGUCAUUUCAGACCGGGGAUGUUGUUUUUGUUAUAAUUCAGGAAGAACCCGACUCAUUUAAAAAAAUAGUUGGGGAUUUUUGUCAGAAUUACAUUAUUUUCAAAGGAAAUUAUUAUAAUCCUGAGCACUAUCGAGUGUGGAUAGCGAGCUCCUGUGUCGAGCAGAUAGAUACACUUUCCAUCACCUGCCAAUCAAUCACAAUAUCAGCCCAGCCACCCCACCCGUGUGGUCGGACCAGGUCUGGCCCGUUGGCAUGGCGAUGAUGGAGGAAGGGGCGCGGAGCUGCCUGCUUCAGUCACGCUCCAGCCUGGAGCAGGACAUCAGGGCUUCCUACCUGAUGGAUCACAUGAUCAGUGACGGUGUGCUGACGGGGGACGAGGAGGACAGGAUCAGGAGCAAGCCCACCAGGAGAGAGCAGGCGGCGGCCCUGCUGGAGCUGCUCCUGAGGAAGGAUAACCAGGCCUACAUCUCCUUCUACAAUGCCCUGGUCCGCGAGAGCUACGGAGACCUGGCCAGCCUGCUCCACAACAGCCUGCCCCUGGUCUCCCCUGAGGCUGAGAAGAGCUUCUCAGAUGGUGGCACCCGCUAUGUCCAGGCGGUGCUGAGUGAGGGCGGCGUGCCCCAGAGACCCGUGGUGUUUGUGAGCCGGCCAGCCCUGAUGAACCGGGUCAGGGAGAAGCUCUACCGCUUGCAGAAGGAGCCCGGCUGGGUCACUGUGUUCGGCAUGGCCGGCUCCGGCAAGUCUGUUUUGGCUGCGGAGGCAGUCCGAGACCACGCACUCAUCACAGAGUGUUUUCCGGGAGGAGUCCACUGGCUGUCCAUAGGCCAGCUGGACCGGUCUGACCUGCUGGUUAGGAUCCAGUCACUGUGUUUCCGCCUGGAGCAGCAGAGCCAGGAGAAAGACCCCUCGUCCUCCCUCCACCGGCCUCCUGGCUCUCUGGAGGAGGCCAAGGAGCGACUACGCUUCCUCAUGCUCCGUCGUUACCCCAGGUCGUUGCUGAUACUGGAUGACAUCUGGGACAGCUCGGUGCUCAAGGCCUUUGACAUACAGUGUCGAGUACUGCUCACCACCCGAGACAGAAGCCUAGCCGACUGUGUCAGCGGUUCUAAGUCUGAGGUGGCAGUGGAGAGUGGUCUCGAGGAGGAUCAGGCCUUGGAGAUCCUCGCCCUGUAUGUCAACGAGAAACCCCAGAGACUCCCAGAACAGGCCCGCAGCAUUGUCAGAGAGUGCAAAGGCUCUCCCUUGGUGGUGUCCCUAAUCGGGGCCCUGCUGCGGGAGUUCCCGGACCGCUGGGCCUACUACCUGCACACGCUCAUGCAGAAGAAGUUCAAGCGUAUCCGUAAGUCGUCUUCGUAUGACUACGAUGCCCUUGACCAGGCCAUGGCUGCCAGCAUCCAGGUCCUGUCUGAGGAACACAGGGAGCGGUACAUUGACCUCACCGUGCUGGAGAAGGACGUCAAAGUACCUGCCAAGGUUCUGUCGGUUCUGUGGGAUCUAGAACCAGAGGAGGUGGAGGACGUUCUCCAGGACUUUGUGAACAAGUCCCUACUGUUCCGUGACUGUCACCACCGGCCCUACCUCUACUACCUCCACGACCUCCAGCUGGACUUCCUGGCUGAGAUGAACCGCUCUGGUCUAGAAAGCCUCCACACCAAGGUGGUGCGUCAGUACCAGCAGCGCUACAGCAAGGGUCCCCCCACCUCAGGAGAUGAAGAGUGCCUCUACUGGUUCAGAUUCCUCACCUACCACAUGGCCAAGGCCAACCUCACACAGGAGUUGUGCUCUCUGAUGUUCUCUCUGGACUGGGUCAGAACUAAAGCUCAGAUUAUGGGACCGGCUCAUCUCAUCAAUGACUAUGUGGAGUACAGAGCCUUCCUGGACAAAGAGAACAGCGAGGUGCGAGGUCACUUCCAGGAGUUCCUGUCUCUGAACGGCCACCAGUUGGAGCAGCGUCCGUUCCCUGACGUAGUGCAGCUGGCCCUGUCCCAGCCAGACUCCUCUGAGGUGUACCGCCAGGCCCUGCUGCAGGCGCAGGAGAGGGCCACCAGAGGAGGACUCUACCUUGACUGGGUGAACAAAAGUAGUCUGAAGAGCCUGUCUCGUCUGGUGGUCCAGCCCCACCAGGGAUCCAUCUACUCUGCCUGCUUCUCCCACGACGGCACCAAGAUCGCCUCCUGUGGCUCCAGCAAGACACUGCGAGUGUUUAAGAGCACGUCUGGGGAGAAGCUGCUGGAGAUCCAGGCCCACGACGAUGAGGUGCUCUGCUGCGCCUUCUCCCCGGAUGACCGUCUCCUAGCAACCUGCUCCAGUGAUAGGAAGGUCAAGGUUUGGAAUGUGGAGCGUGGGACUCUGAUGAGGGUGUUUGAGGACGAACACGAGGAGCAGGUCAACCACUGUCAGUUCACCAACACACGCCGACGCCUCCUACUGGCCACCUGUUCCAACGACAAGUUCAUGAACACCAAGCUGUGGAACAUCAAUAAACCCUCUUCCCAGAACACCAUGUUUGGUCAUUUGGAGCCUGUCAAUCACUGCUGUUUCUCCCCUGAUGACGCCUACCUCUCCACCUCUUCCAGCGACGGAACCCUGAAGCUGUGGGAGGUGUCCUCGGCUAAUGAGUGGAAGUCCAUAGACGUGGCGGACAUGUUCCCGGAGCAGAGCGAGCAGACGGAGGUCAUGGUGAAGUGCAGCACCUGGUCAGCAGGCGGCAGGACCAUCAUCUGUGCUGCCAGGAACGCAGUCUUUGUGUUUGAUGUAGAGACGGCGGCCAUGUUGUUGGAGAUCCGGACCAGUCGUCUGAGCACGGUGCAGUACUGUCACGCCUGCCCCAGCAGCAACCUGGUGGCCAUCGCACUGUCACACUAUGCUGUGGAGCUGUGGGACAUAGAGACCAGUAAGAAGAUGGCUGACUGUAGUGGUCAUCUGAGCUGGGUCCAUGGAGUCCAGUUCUCCCCUGACGGAUCUCUACUGCUCUCCUGUUCUGACGACCAGACUGUCAGGGUGUGGGAGACUAAAAAAGUCCACACCUCAUCAGCUGUCUGUUUGAAGAGGGACUCUGACGUGCUCUUUAACAACAGUGACAUUACCGUGGUCGCGGCCGACAACCGCAACAGACUGCAGGUGAGGAAUGGGAGGACCGGAGCGGUGAUGUUCCAGUCAGAGAACCAGGAGUCUCGUAUCCGCUGCACUGCGAUCUGCUCACAGACCUCAGCCGUGGGGCUGGGACGAGAGGAUGGGACGAUACAGGUGUUGGAGGUGCCGUCGGGGACCUCUCUAGCCACUCUUCAGGGUCACACCAGGACAGUUCUCCACUGCCAGUUCACCCCGGAGGGACACACACUCAUCACUUCCUCUGAGGACACCACCAUACGGGUGUGGAGGUGGAGGACAGGUGAGUGUGUGGUUCUGGCGGGCCACAAGGAGCAGGUCAGAUGCUUCUCUCUGCUCACCACCUCACCCUCCUCAGAGACACAUCUCCUCAGCUGGUCCUUUGACGGCACCAUCAAGGUGUGGGACAUGUCUAGUGGUGAACGGCUGCAGGACCUAGUGUGUCACCAGGGGGCAGUGCUAGCCUGUGACGUGUUGUCUGAAGGACAGCUCUUCGCCACCACUUCCGCUGACAAGACUGCCAAGGUGUGGAGCAGUGCAUCGUGGGAAUGCGUGCGCCUGUUGAACGGCCACCAGGACUGUGUCCGCAGCUGCCGCUUCUCUUGGGACGGCCGGCGCCUAGCAACCGGCGACGACAACGGAGAGAUACGGCUGUGGAACGUGAAGGAUGGUACUCUGCUUAAGAUCUGUUCCCGUGACAACAAGGACGCCAUGGACUCUCUGCAUGGAGGCUGGGUAACCGACCUGCACUUCUCCCCUGACAACACUGUGCUGCUGUCUACAGGAGGAUACAUUAAGGUGAUUGAAGACCAAGAGAAGACAUCCAACCUUAUCUCACCUUUUCACACUCGCUGUUGUUGCUCUCCAUCUCUCUGUUCCCCAUCUCACACUAAUGGUAUCUCUCCUCUCUCGCUCUGUCUUUCUCUCACUCUCUCUUUUACUCACUCACUUUGUGUGUGUCUCUCUCUCUCUCUCUCUGUCUCCCUUUCUCUCAGGUGUUCAUUCUGUUUUUUCACUUUUCAUCUCCCCAUUGGAACCCCUCUCUCAAUCUCUCUCCUUCAUCAUAAGUUUCUGAACAGGGUGGUGGAACGUGGAGAAAGGAGAGGCCCUCCAGACCUUCUACCCGACAGGAGCCAAUCUGAAAAGGAUCCACGUGUCACCUGACUUCUCCACCUUCGUCACCAUUGACAAUAUCGGAAUCCUCUACAUCCUGAAGAAGGUGGAAUGAGAGGGAGGCAUAGCUCAUUAGUCAAAAGUGGUUUCCUUAUAGCUCAUUAGUCCAAAGGGGGCGUAGCUCAAUAAUGGAAAUAGUUAUCGUCUCCUCUCCUUGCAUUAAUCUGAAAGAGCCAGACAGGUGAGAGCCAAUGUCUGUUAGUCAUCUGGCAUGUUGCUUCAGCCUGCGUUCUCAGAUCAGAGUAGGUGAAGAACAGGAGAUCUGCUAAAGGACAAUCAUUUCUCCUGCUCUGCCUUCUGCAUGCCACAACAAUCAAACAAUCACAACAAAAUACAUCAUUUCUCCUGCUCUGCCUUCUGCAUGCCACAACAGUCAGAACAAUCACAACAAAAUACAUCAUUUCUCCUGCUCUGCCUUCUGCAUGCCACAACAGUCAAAACAAUCACAACAAAAUUGAUAUCCUGACAAAAUGAACUAUUGUGCUUUUCUUAUUGUAUCAGGGGACCAUAGACAAAAAGCAUUUGAUUCUUACUGCACUGGGGUAAAUUGUAUGCAAUAUGGACAGAUUUUUCUAUGCUCUUUUUAACUAGGAAAAUCUAUGCUAUAAUGAAAUGCACCAGCAUUAUCUGUUGUGAUUCUACGGUGAUGUUGUCAAACACAGUGAAUUGGUUUUGUAUUUCUAAGUGCCCAAUGAGUCUUUGGCUUUGUUAAUGUCGUGGCACUCUGCAAAUGGUCAUGAUUGUGUUCCGUCGUCUUAAACAAAGUACAUGUAUUUUUCCCUGUGAAGUUCGGGCGGCAGGGAGCCUAUCGAUUAAGAGCGUUGGGCCAGUAACCUAAAGGUUGCUGGUUCAAUCUGAGCCGACUGGGUGAAAAAUCUCUCUAUGCCCUUCAGCAACGCACUUAACCCUAAUUUGCUCUUGUAAGUUGCUCUGGAUAAGAGCGUCUGUUGACUAAAAUGUAAAAAUGUAGCGGUCUAAACCUGUGUAUUUGGACUAACUAAAGCCUUAAAGGUGGAGUCCGCAGUAUGGGGACUAACUAAAGCCUUAAAGGUGGAGUCCGCAGUAUGGAGACUAACUAAAGCCUUAAAGGUGGAGUCCGCAGUAUGGGGACUAACUAAAGCCUGAAAGGUGGAGUCCGCAGUAUGGGGACUAACUAAAGCCUGAAAGGUGGAGUCCGCAGUAUGGGGACUAACUAAAGCCUUAAAGGUGGAGUCCGCAGUAUGGGGACUAACUAAAGCCUUAAAGGUGGAGUCCGCAGUAUGGGGACUAACUAAAGCCUGAAAGGUGGAGUCCGCAGUAUGGGGACUAACUAAAGCCUUAAAGGUGGAGUCCGGAGUUUGGGGAAGCCUACCCACCACUGUUUUUGUAGUUGCCCGGGCUGAGGAGCGUCACACAGCAUGGUAAAACUAAUAGCAGGACAUAUUGUGCUCUCCUAUCGCACGGAUGUCUGAGGGGGAGAACUGUUGGUCGUUUCCAGUAACUUCUUUGUUGUUGUAAUAUCACAAACGGACAAACGGCUGUUUCACCAUUAAGGAUUCCAGCUUUAAUGUUUUUCAGGGGACAUAUACUAAGGAAAAUGUGGGAAAAGGUUAAGUCCAGGCAUUAACUCCAUAUUUUUAAGGUUAGGUAUUAACUGAAUUGUUAAGGUAAGGGAUAAGGUUUGGGUUAGGCUUAACUUUCUAUUGCUGUAUUCGAACUUGCAACCUUUGGAAUCAGAGGGAGAUGCUUCCCCCCCCAUCCGCCAUCCCUGUCCUCAACGCCCUAGCAAAUCCGAAACCUUAUUGAAGGUAACAGCGCUCACUGUUGCACCCCUAGUGGCCGGUUUCCACGUCAUCUCCCAACAUCUUCAGACUUGGAAAGACGUCGAAUACUGACUUGAAUAACAGGUGACCUGGCUGGUUUGCAAUGUUAUCAACAAAUCAUGUUACUGCCAUAAAUGCAUAAAAAAUGUGUAUUGGUUCAGCCCACUUUCUAGAGCAAAUGACUCGUUCAAACCUUGACCAAAGGCAUUUGUCAGAAUAGCAUCUGUCGACUAUGUUUACUAUCAAGUUCAAUACUGUUUAGGACAUUUUAUACACUAAUUAUAUCAAUAGAGCCUGUUUUUUUUUGUACAAGUCCUUUUUUAUUGUAUAUAUCUUGCUUUCAUACAUUUAGUUUUCUUAUUACUACUGAUCCACACUCUAGUGAGCUUUGUAAAAAGGCACUAUAAUUUUUCUCUUGUGGUCUGUAUCAAGAACAUGGCCUUGUUCCAAUACUUUGACAAUGCAUCCUUCAUUCCUUGCUUCCUUCCUUCCAUCAUUGCUUGACUUCAUCUCUGAUCUGACUCUAUUGAAUAGCUGACCGAUUGCUUCCACUUCAUGGCUGACAAUCCAGAGUAAUUUCAAAUCUGUGAUUAUUGAAGGGAAGGAUGUGUUUUCUGGGCCUUGUUUUUGAUGUCAGAACAUGUGCUCUUACCUAUUGGUGCUUUAAACUCAGUGUGCAAGUAAAUCAUCAGAGGAGGUCUCUCCCUGUCAAUCAAAUCUGUGAAGUCUCGAGGUGAUCUCAGGACAUGAAUACUGUUAUGGUAAAGUGCUUGUGUGUGGUGUGUAAUUUAUAAUACCUUAGAGAAUAAUAAUAAUAAUAACAUUCUAUGACAGCA